AAAACCCGGCCCCAGCUGAUCGAGUUCAUUCUCAACAUGUUGUCCAAUCCUUGGUUCUCUUCAAUUAUGUCCUGGGAGGGGAUGGACGGGCAGUUCACUAUCAUACGCCCUGAACAAGCGGCACAGCUGUGGGGAGAAAGGAAUGGCCGAAGAAACAUGACCUACCAAAAGUUUAGUCAGGCACUGCGUUAUUACUACCACAAAAAAGUGUUGACCAAGAAUAGAGGCCAAAAAUACACGUACAAGUUCGACUUUCAAGAGCUUGAGCGACAGUAUGGAUAUAGAGGUAUAUCAUCUGUCACUUUUCAUCAGCCCACUGGAAACAGCCAAUACAUGAUUCCCUCCUUUACGGCCUGCAAUUGUGAUGCAUUUCCAGCCAGUCAUCCCUGGUGAGGUUCUUUCCACAAUUUAGGACCACAGUUUGAAACGUGCAGGAAGAGAAUCAGACAAAUCUAACUUUUUCUCAGUCGUUAAACGUUAUAUUUUUUUCUGCUCUCUCCGCGCGCGCUUUAUCAAGUCAACAGAGUAUUUUGGAUUAAGGUUGCUUUCGAACCGAAUUAACGUUUCCUUUUGGCGCUGACUAUCUUUUCAGGUCUGCUCACAGAGCCCCUGAUGAGAAUGACAGGCCUUCAAUCUAAAACAUCUGUCUAUGUUCCUGUUUACGUUAGUGAGCUCACUAGAACCAAAUAACUGUACCAUAGCUAUUUUAUGUCAUUGAUAAAUGCAUAUUUUCUAUUUAAUAUAGCAAAGUUGUAUUGUUAAACCCAAUGUACUAAUGGUCUUUUCCCCAACAGUUGGUAGUCUACUAUCAAUGAGCUGUGUGGUCAUUGAACUACUGGAGUGGUUAUUGAUCUGUUGUGUUUAUUGAACACUCGUGGGGUUAUCCAACUACGGUCAUGUAUCUCUUUUGAACGGUCAAAAUGUCAAAAAUAACACAAUAAUAACUUGAAUGCUAGCCUAACAAGGAAAAAAUGGAGUCGAAAAAGAUGCUUGUCCUCUUCAAUCGCAAUGAUGUGAAAACGUAUUUAUUUUUUCUGUUCACUUAUUUACGUGUCCGUCAAAAUGACCAUUAAAACUGCGAAAGUUUGUCCGGAUAAUGUUCACAUUGGCCGGACCCAUAAUUGUCCGUUGACCGGACGUUAUUUUGAGUUGUGUUAUUCGAUUCUCAUAGCAACUAAGAAAUAGCCAUAAUACAUAAAUUCGUAAGUUACCCCGCGAGCCUUCCUUUAAAAUGCCAACAGACUUUACAAAACAUAGCAACAGAUACUUCCUUGUUUUUAAAACACAUGCACAGCCCUGGGAUAAGGGUCAAAAUAUGUACACAUGUAUUCAGUUUCCAUGACAAAAAUCACCAUAGCAAUAAACUUAACUACUACAACAUAGCUGUCUCCCAUUUGUAGAUUGGUCAAACCGCUCUUGAUGACGACAUACAUUAGAGUAACAAAAAGAUGUUUAUUGUCUGUCGCCGAUCACGUAUGUUGUUACUAAGGAUAUUUUAGUUUCUGAUUGGUCAGUUAAGUAUACCAGUAGUGGUUUCAGUGAUGAAGUCACUAUUUAUGACGUCAAAUGGGCUGGGUGGCGAUAGGGGUUUCACUAAACUGUGAUUGGAUUAUUAAAAGCUGCUUAUUUGGACAAGUUACAAUAUAUAAACCCACUGGAAAAUAUCAACCACUGUAUCCAUCAACUUGCCACUCAUUGCGUGAGUUUAUCGUUUAAGCUGAAAUGAAUUUUCUUGUCGGAAAAGAAGCUGAUUUUGAGUGUUCCUUCCAUUGCAGUGACGAUUGUCAACUAGAAAAUGGUGAGUUAACUAGGUUUGGACAAAUUAAUUGAAAAGCGUUCCUAUGNACUGUAUCCAUCAACUUGCCACUCAUUGCGUGAGUUUAUCGUUUAAGCUGAAAUGAAUUUUCUUGUCGGAAAAGAAGCUGAUUUUGAGUGUUCCUUCCAUUGCAGUGACGAUUGUCAACUAGAAAAUGGUGAGUUAACUAGGUUUGGACAAAUUAAUUGAAAAGCGUUCCUAUGCCAUGCGAAGGGGAAAAAGAGGGCGAAAGUAGGGUAAAUUUCCUUGUAAUCACGUUAAUAGGAACAACCUAGCAAAGCGGGCCACACAGAAAAAGAAUGCAUUUUAAUAGAAAGUUUGCUUUCAGAGCAAGUUGAAUCACCGGCCGAUAAAUUCAUUUCCUGAAAUAAAGAAUAUGGACAUGAAAUUCAUACCUUAUUAUAGGAAAUUGACGAUGCACUUUAUUAACGCAAUUAUAAAAGAAUCGCGUUAAUUUAAUGCAUCUUAAUUUUAUCGAUGUUGAUUUAGAUCACACUAUUUUACAUCAUUGUUGUUUUAUAGCACCUUUAUUUCAAUAACAAAACCUCGUCUGCUCAUAUUUCCUCUACCAACGCCUCAGAGUCACUAUCUGACAGUUCUUUAAAAAUUGAGUUCAAAAUGCAUGUCUUUUGACUGGUCUUCGUAAUGAUCCGUUUCCCCGAGGGGAUAGCUAACUCUGUCAGUCUUUCUUCUUAAGAUUUCCAUUUACGUUUAUUUUUUUUCCUUUAGAUAUGUAUGCUAAGAACUCUGUAUUGCAGCAAAUUCGCGAAAAAUAA
Molecule: messenger RNA, 2592 nt
Organism: Porites evermanni
Lineage: Eukaryota; Metazoa; Cnidaria; Anthozoa; Scleractinia; Poritidae
Source: the annotation of a GenBank genome assembly